Molecule: messenger RNA, 1882 nt
Organism: Myotis brandtii (Brandt's bat)
Lineage: Eukaryota; Metazoa; Chordata; Mammalia; Chiroptera; Vespertilionidae
Gene: TDG
Product: thymine DNA glycosylase
Exons: 9
Coding region: 72-1277 (401 amino acids)
Biological process (GO): base-excision repair, AP site formation
Cellular component (GO): nucleus
Molecular function (GO): mismatch base pair DNA N-glycosylase activity
Source: RefSeq, a predicted model, not a curated record
CUUAAUUUAAUUGUUCUUUCAGCUAUUCUCUUCAGCAAGCUCAAGCUUUUUACACAUUUCCAUUUCAACAAAUGAUGGCCGAGGCUCCUAACAUGGAAGUUAUGGACACACAGCAGAUGCCAGCGGAAGUUCCAGAGCCAGCUCCUGCUCAGGCACCUGAACAAGAGGCUCCCAAAGGAAGGAAAAGAAAACCCAGAACAAGACAACCAAAAAAACCAGCGGAACCCAAGAAACCUGCCAAGGCCAAAAAGCCUGCCGAGGCCAAGAAAGCCGCCGAGGCCAAGAAACCUGCUGAGGCCAAGAAGUCUGCCAAGUCUGCAAAAUCAAAAGAAAAGCAAGAAAAAAUUACAGACACGUUUAAAGUGAAGAGAAAAGUUGACCGUUUUAAUGGUGUUUCAGAAGCUGAACUUUUGACCAAGACACUCCCGGACAUUUUGACUUUCAAUCUGGACAUUGUGAUUAUUGGUAUAAACCCGGGACUGAUGGCUGCUUACAAAGGGCAUCAUUACCCUGGACCUGGAAACCAUUUUUGGAAGUGUCUAUUUAUGUCAGGACUGAGUGAGGUCCAGCUGAACCAUAUGGACGAUCACACUUUACCAGGAAAAUAUGGUAUUGGAUUUACCAAUAUGGUGGAAAGGACAACCCCAGGCAGCAAGGACCUCUCCAGUAAAGAAUUUCGUGAAGGAGGACGUAUUCUAGUGCAGAAAUUACAGAAAUAUCAGCCACGAAUAGCAGUGUUUAAUGGAAAAUGUAUUUAUGAAAUUUUUAGUAAAGAAGUUUUUGGAGUAAAGGUUAAGAACUUAGAAUUUGGACUUCAACCCCACAAGAUCCCAGACACAGAAACUCUCUGCUAUGUGAUGCCAUCAUCCAGUGCAAGAUGUGCUCAGUUCCCCCGAGCCCAGGACAAAGUUCAUUACUACAUUAAGCUGAAAGACUUAAGAGAUCAAUUGAAAGGCAUUGAACGAAACACAGACGUUCAGGAAGUUCAGUAUACAUUUGACCUGCAGCUUGCCCAAGAGGAUGCAAAGAAGAUGGCUGUUAAGGAAGAAAAAUAUGAUCCGGGUUAUGAAGCAGCAUAUGGCGGUGCUUACGGUGCAAAUCCAUGCAAUGGUGAACCUUGCAGCUUCUCUUCAAACGGGCUAACAGCUGACUGUGGAGAAUCGACUUUCAGUGAUGUUCCCAACGGGCAGUGGAUGAGCCAAUCGUUUACGGACCAGAUUCCUUCCUUCAACAAUCAUUGUGGGAUGCAAGAACAGGAGGCAGGAAACCUUGCUUAGGCACGGUGCUUCUCAGCCCUGCUCCAAUGCUGCAGUUUUAUUGCAGUUGUCAGGAAGUGGCCCUCAGUUUGCUAACUGAAGUAUUUUAUUAGUGUUUUCCUCUGGUGAUGUAACCAUAGUACAGUUGUGUGGUAGAAUCAACUGUAUGAACCUAGGUAGUUUGGAAGGAACAUUUAGGAUUUUUUUUGUACAUGAGUUUUUGUAUUUGAAUGAACCAUCAUUCCAGCAUUUUAUAAAGGCUUUUUCAUUUAGGAAGAAAGUGAUUUUCUUUUGGGAGUCACUUUUAAACUGUAAUUUAAGAAAUGCAACAGUCUGAAUAUUUAUAUUUGAUUAUUCACUGUGCAUAAGCCUAGAAACACCAUUACCCCUCUUAUGCCUAAGAAGGGCAUGCUGUUAAUAAGAGUUGCCACUGGUAAAGAGGCAGAUGUGUGGAUUUUCAUGUGCAGUUAAGCCUCUGGAGUCGUGUUCACACUCAGACCUCUUUACCAAUGGUGAUCGUUUGUGAGAGUUGCUUUCUAGUACAAACGUAGAGUGUGGCCUUGCAGCAGCAAGACCAACCUGGCCUUACGUGACAGGGCAUUCAACCCUGGCUUUGGCCUCCUCAC